AGUUCAGGCCAGACUAAUAAGUAAGAGAAUGAAAGAGUUAAUCGCUAAUGGCUAGAAUUACUUGCCAAUGGGAUACUUGACCAUUUCUGUAUGCUUAAAUGCUUAUGUAGCUUUAAAACUACUGACAGAGGAAAUAUACUGCUGACUCGUGUAGCUGAAAACUGAACUACUGCUGGUGCUUUGUAUGGGGGUAACUAAUAACUGAAAUACUGCACACUCAUGUCGAUGUGAGCGAGACUCAUGUAGAUGUGAGUGAGCAAAACUUGCAAUCCUUGGAAUAACCACAGAAGAGAAUAUGCCUGGAAUAACCUAAUAAACAGAACGGCAGCUGACCGAACUAACCUCCUCUCUGUCGCCUAAAGCCUAGGGCUGCCUUACCAUGCCUGCCAUGUUCAUGCUGAGGGACGAGAUGCCAAUUCUGAUCGGAUCUGCCGUCAUCCUCGUGGGUGGCUAUGCCUUGCAUCGUCUGUGGAGACAACACCGAAUGCUGAAAGAAACCGAAUCGUCGAGGGAAAGUACAUACGAGACACAGCGAGCCCUGAAUGAGUAUCUCCACUUCCACUAUGGUGAGCCACAGGCACAAUACCUGUGCAUCGCCAACACUGCCGCAGUCCAGAACUUCCCACGGAGGUGUGCUGAGGAAUGCAUCAAACACUUCACCCAGCAGAAUGGUGUUCCCAGCAGAGCCCUGGACAUUGGUUGUGCUGUGGGGAGGGCUUCAUUUGAGCUGGCCCGGAUUUUUCAAGAGGUGGUGGGCAUCGACUUCAGCCUCUCAUUUGUGAAUGCUUGCAACCAACUGAAGGAACAAGGCCAGCUCCCUUAUACUGCCACCAUAGAGGGAAACUUGACCAUCCAACAUGAUGCUGUGGUGCCACAGGACAUUGAACGGAACCGAUGUAUUUUCAAGCAAGGGGAUGCUUGUAAUCUACCUACGGAUCUAGGAACCUUUGACUGCAUCCUUGCAGGGAAUCUGAUCUGUCGCCUACGUGACCCUUUUGCAUUCUUGCACAGACUUCCGGGACUGGUGGCCCCUGGUGGAAUCCUUGUCAUUACAUCACCUUACACCUGGCUGGAACAGUUUACAGCCAAGUCACUCUGGCUAGGUGGAUACAAGGAUGGCUCUGGCAAGGAAGUGAGAGGAUUUGAUACGAUGAAGAAACUUUUCUCCCCAUAUUUUGAGCUUGUGGCUGAGAGGAAUGAGCCCCUCCUGAUCCAGGAGACAGCACGGAAGUCCCAAUGGACAGUGGCUCACGUGACGAUAUGGAGAAGGGAAACCUGAAAAGAAUCAGUAGUGGCCUUUGAGAGUUUGCUUUAAAAAUAGCCAGCUUAAACAAACUAAAUUGCUUUCAAUUUAGGGAAGUAAAAUUAGCUAAGAAGUAACAUCAAUAUGCAGGUGCUAUCAUGUUAAAAAAAUAUUUGGACUGGUACAUGGAUAAGAUAGGUUUAGAGCGAUAUGGGUCAAAUGCAAGCAGAUGGAACUGGUUUAGAUGGGACUCAUUGAUCGGCCUGGGCAGGAUGGGCCGAAGGGCCUGUUUCCACGCUGUAUAACUAUGAUUCUAGGACUUAGUUAGAACAAUGAAAAAAAUAAUAUUGUCUUGGUUGUCUAUUGUCCCGUUUUCCGAGACACAGUGAAAUAACUCAUUGAAAAACACUGUUUUGCAUACUAUCCCGAUAAAUCAUACCAUGCGGAAGUACAAUCAAGACAUGGGCAAGUACAGUAGGUAGUCCAAAAAGAGAAACAGUGCAAAAUAUAUUGUUACAGUUACAGAGAAAGUGCUGAUUUUAAAAAGUGCAAAGGCCCCAAUAACACAGGCUGGGAGAUUGUGAAUACAUGCUUAGUUUAUGAAAGUACCAUUCAAGAACCUGAUAAGUAUCGGAAGAAGCUCUGUCUUGAUUCUGCUGGUACAUGCUUUCAAAUUUUGGAAUAUUUUGCCCAACGGGAAAGAGGAGAAGAGGGUUUGACGAGGGUGUAAGCGGUCCUUGAUUGUGUCAGCUGCUCUCCAGAGGUAACGUGAAGUGUAGAUAGAGUUGAUUGGGAGUGUGUGGGGGGGAGGGGGGUGUAUAGUGUGGCUUGUUUGCUUGAUGCACUGGACUCAAUCCACAGCUAAUUUUUUGCAGUCUUGAGCAGAACAAUUGCCAAACCAUGUUGUGAUGGAUUGCAAUAGUAUUUCAAUCAGUCCAGUGAUUUCAAUAGUAUUUCAAUCAGUCCAAGAAACCUAGUGAAUGACUUGGUCCAGAUUCAAUUGUAAAUGGCAGUGUUACAGAGUUAAGUUCUGUAAUUUUUUGAGAGCAUAAAACAUUACAGCAUAGGAACAGGCCCUUCAGCCCACCAUGUCUGUUGGGACAUGAUGCCAAUUUAAGUCCCAUUUGUCUGCACAUGGUCUAAAUCUCUCAAUUUCCUGUCUGUUUGUGCUUGUCUAAAUGUUUCUUAGAUGUUAUUAUCGUCUGCUUCCACCACCUACCUUGCCUAUGCAGUCCAGGUACCUACCAUUCUGUGUUUUAAAAAAAGGUACAUGCCUUGCAAACUUGUCUAUUUUGAAUGAUGGAGUGAUAUUCUAGAAUCUGCUAACACGACGGAUUUAAUUGUUGAACAUUGAGAAUCACCAUUGGCAACAGGGCACAUUCAGUUCAUGAACAAGGAUUAAAUCGGUAAAUGUUUUACUAAACCUCUCCUUCAAAGUAACUAUUAAAUGGGAAAUAAAGAUUA
Amblyraja radiata (thorny skate) is the source of this 2707-nucleotide messenger RNA. RefSeq lists its product as uncharacterized. The record is from RefSeq and is a predicted model, not a curated record. The transcript is spliced from 6 exons. Gene Ontology annotation, molecular function: S-adenosylmethionine-dependent methyltransferase activity. NCBI's taxonomy places the organism in Eukaryota, Metazoa, Chordata, Chondrichthyes, Rajiformes, Rajidae. Bases 380 to 1279 code for a protein of 299 amino acids.